Anisakis simplex (herring worm) is the source of this 1386-nucleotide messenger RNA. NCBI's taxonomy places the organism in Eukaryota, Metazoa, Nematoda, Chromadorea, Rhabditida, Anisakidae. The record is from the annotation of a GenBank genome assembly.
AUGGGCAUAACCGGGUCAUCAUUAUCAGGUGAUAGGAGUGGUAAUAGUACUCAAAAUAAUGAUGGUACUAAUAAUUCCUCAUCCAAAUUGCUCUUACCAAAAGUCGGUUUCGGAAAGUAUGAAGUAGGUUGUGCGGAUAUCAUGAUUGCAGAUGGUGAUGAAGGUGAUUUGGGCGUAUUUGCGCGAAUAUUUUACCCAUCCGAUAGGAAUGAUGUCCGCUCAGCAUCGAAUGGUUCAACGCAAUCAGAUCACAGCGAUAGACCAGUUUGGUUACCGCGAAAGGAGUACAUUGAUGGUUGUGCACUCUACAAGAAUACCAGUCCUCGGAAGCUGAAUUUCGUUUUCGAUUGGUUUAUAGGAGAAAGAAGGAUAAAUGCAAAAUGGCAUCAAGCGUUAUAUUCUCGAUUGGAUCAGAAUGGGACAAAGAAACAGAAUAUAUCAUUUCCUGUAGUCAUCUUCUCCCAUGGUCUUUCGGCAUGCAGACAUUUUUAUUCGGUUUUUUGUACGUCGCUAGCUAGUUACGGCUUCGUUGUGGCUGCCAUUGAACACAGAGAUCGAUCCGCCUGCUGGACAUAUAAGUUGGAUGUUGAUCCGAUAAAUGGCACAACCACAGAGAAGUCGAUAAAUUUAAGGAAACUGACAUCGACUGAUAAUGAAUUUCGUGUUCGAAAUCAACAAAGAGUAAAGGCUGCUUUCAGUAACAGUAGAAGUGAACAUGAAUUAGGGAUAUUACAGUUGCAUAAACGUGUAAGUGAGUGCGUGAAAUUGUUGAAUGUCCUAGAAGAAAUAAACCUUGGGCAGUGCUCAUCUACAUCGACCGAUAGGAAACAAAUGGGAUGUCGAAUUGUAUUGGGCAAUUCAUUCGACUGGUCGCAGUUCAAGGGUCGACUGAAUAUGAGUAAAUCGUCGAUUGUUGGUCAUUCAUUUGGGGGUGCCACUGCAAUUGCUGCUUCUGCGUUCUCAACUGAUUUCACGACUGCGAUAGUGUUGGAUGGUUGGAUGUUGCCAGUGGAACGCGAACUGUACGAACGAAUUCAGCAACCGACCUUGUUUUUAAAUGCUUCAUUAUUCCAGUGGCCAUCGAACGUGAACAGUAUGCAUAAAGUUACCUUGAACAAUAAUGGCAGCACCAUCGUCACACUCAAUGAUACAACGCAUCAAUCAUUCACAGAUUUCUCGGUUUUAUCACCGGGAUUUAUAAGCCGUAAAAUCGGUUUCCACGGCCACAUGGAACCGCAUCGUUGCUAUGAAGCGAUCCUGGAGCUAACAGUACAUUAUAUCAGAAAGCAUUCAUUAGAAGACGAUGUCGACUUGAAAUCAGUCAUCAAUAACUAUAAUGACUUCGUUUACGAAGGGACGAAUUUUGACUUAAAGGAAAGUGCUUAG